Molecule: messenger RNA, 5183 nt
Organism: Chara braunii
Lineage: Eukaryota; Viridiplantae; Streptophyta; Charophyceae; Charales; Characeae
Source: the annotation of a GenBank genome assembly
ACUAAUCUGAGCUCCACGGUAUGAUUGAUAGAUAGCUGAUUAGCCUGCAUUGACGGUAAACAUGUUCAGGACCAGCUUAGCCCCACUGAUUGCUCCCUCCUCUCUAUUGUUGCAUUUCUCCAAGUUGACACCGUCAAGCAAGGGCCGGCUUGUGGAUAGUCUGAGCACCAAUUUGUCUGUGCUAAACCCCUCAAUUGCAUCUUUGGGUAACUGUGCAUCAAGAACCCCGCUCAAUGGCGACAAUGGUGCAGCAACUGCAGAUGUGGUUCAGUCUCAUCGUAAUGCUUUCAAGAUCUACACCUACUUCCUUCAUUGUAUCGUGGAAGCAGGAGAACGGGAUGAAACUAAAAAAGACAACGAUUCGGGACAGGCGUCUGCCGCUGGUCGACGCAAGGGAAAAACAUCGAAAAACAGAGACACGUUGCAUGGAUGGAACUGGGACAGCAUGCGCGGGAAAGUGAUCAAGCCAAUCGCCAUGGCACUGGAAAAUGAUCUCCGCCCUUUGUUCAGGGGGAAUCCAGAUGAGGGCCUCGUUGCAGUACUGGCAAAGACUGCAUUCAGCUUGCUUGAGAAACCAACGGUGUGUAGCGAUUCAAGCUUAAAGGCUGACGUGUUUGGGAUCAUUUUGAAUUGUGCUUUAAGGUUUGGUUACCUUGUUCCGACCACCUCACAGCUGAUCCACCUGUUACAUAAACAUGACCACCUGUCGGGACACAUCAGUGAUCUGCUGGUACUUGCUGAUAAGAAAUUCAAUGACUCGCGUCUGCUGGGGGCUGUGCUUGGCGAGAUUGGGCGAAUAGAUUCAAAGUACUAUGUGCGUGACACAACAGGUGCCCAGAACGUGGCGACGUUUCUUGGGGAUGUAACAGAGAAGUUGCCAAAGGGUGUUGCGAGAAACCUCAGUGUCUUGAUGGUUCAUUUCGAUGGUGAAGCGCAUCAGAUGAGAAGCGCACUUGUUGGGGCAAUCGGGCGGAUCAUUGCGAGGGCAUACAGUGGAAGUGGCCCAGCUAUUGGGGAUCAAGGCGCGCUGCGAAGCAAACAGGGAUUGCUCGAUGUUCUCGUCGAGAGGUUGCGGGACACAUCAGCAUACACAAGGGGCAAGGUUUUGCAGACAUGGGCUUACCUCUGUGAGGAAAAUGCAGUUCCAUUGGGUCACCUGAACCAUGUGGCAGAGCUGGGUGCAGGACGACUCCGAGACAAAGCAGCUAUGGUAAGAAAAAGUGCCCUGCAGCUGCUUGGCACCCUGCUCCAGCAAAACCCCUUUGGCCCGACGCUGAGCACGACGACAUUUGAGGCCACUCUUGCGAUCUACAAAAAGAAACUUGCGGACAUGUUGGAAGCAGAGAAGCAGAGGGAGGAUGGGAACGGAACUGAGCGUGGUGGUACUGGUGAGGACCCGUUUUGUGAAAAGAACGACGUUCUGGAUGGGACAACUUCAGCUGAUAAACCGAAUACAUGCCAGAAUGGCGACGACCAACAGCCUGUGGAUAGUGUGAGUGGCGGUCCUGCUGAACGUGACAAUCAUGAUGCUUCAAAGGUAUCUGACGCUGGCACAAGUUGCCCUGACACGCAGUAUCCUGACAGUCAGGCAACGCAACCUGAGGAUUCAGUGGAAUCAAGGAGUACUACACUUACAGAGUCAGACAUUGGUGGGGUGGACCAGACUCGCGCACUUGUGGCUUCGCUGGAGUCUGCCUUGGCGUUCUCGUCAUGUUUUGCGAAUAUCAUGCCUGUCUUGGGAGAACUGCUGACAUCAUCGGCAACAACAGAUGUUAUAAAGACCAUACAUCUGCUGGUUAUUGCGCAUGCCUUCAGCAUCGAUGACUCAAAUCUGUGUCUUCGGAAAAUGCUUCCUCUCAUAUUCUGCCAAGAGUCAUCUGUGCGAGAUGCAGUUCUGGAGGCGUUUGUGUCACUGUACUUGAGCAAGCACCCCGUGGAAAGUGCACGGAAUUUAAUCGAGUUGGUUCUGGGAGCGACGGUGGGCGACCUCGCGGCUUUGGAAUCGAUCAUCAUAUCCCUGAUGAAAAACGGUAUCGUCCACUAUGAUACGAUUCGGUCCCUUUGGGACGUGUUCAGUUUCAAGUUGGCAGGUGUGACUCCGGUUCAAAGCCGAGGAGCACUUAUUGUCCUUGCAAUGGCAGCCAAAGGCAAACCGGAGAUUGUAUGCAAUCGUCUACAAUGUCUCAUAGACAUAGGAUUUGGGCAUCGGGCAAGAGAAGAUGGUCUUUUGGCGAGAUAUGCUUGCCUCACAAUCCAACGAAUGUCAUUAAAGGACAAGGAAAAAUUGACGAGCAACCACAAGGUGUUUUCGGCACUGUCGGGGAUCAUUGUAGCAUCACCACUGCCUGAGAGCUCCUGGUACUCUGCUGCUGAGCAGGCAAUCAACACUAUCUACUGCCUCCAUCCGAUGCCUGAGCGCAUUUGUGCACAGUUGCUUCACAGGCUGAUGGUCAGCACAUUCCGCAUCGGAUCUAAUGGAGAGCAGCAACAGGAGGGACAGUGGCUAUCCUCACCAGAGGAACGGCAGAUGGGAACAUGUGCUGAAGACCUGAAAUCUCCCUCUGAUGGAUCGGGGAAGGGAGUGGGAAGUAUAAAGAAUGCCAAAGCAAGAGUGAUACCUUUAAGUCGUUUCUUGUUUGUGGUUGGACAUGUGGCGCUGAAGCACCUUGUUUACGUAGAAAAUGCUGCUAAGGUAGUUCGGAGACAACGGGCAGAUAAGGAGAAAGCUCGUGCUCAGUCAGAAGCUGAUCAGCAGGAUGCUGAUCUGGAGGCUGGCGUGCCGGCAUCUGGUGGCAUUUCAAAUGGCAAAGAGAACGGAGCUGCUGAAGAUGAACUUGGCAUCGGUGUCGAAUCCCAAAUAGAGGACGCUGCGCUUGAUGCCCUUCAAGAAAAAACAGAGAAGCAGAUUGUGUCGUCUGCAAAUGGAAAGAGCUAUUUGAUUUCUGCUAUUGCGCCCAUUGUCUCAUGCUUGUGCCGGAACAACGGCAUUUUGCAGCAGUUCCCUGCUUUGCGACCCUCGGCUAUCUUGGCGCUCUGCAAGCUGAUGGCAGUCGAUGCGAAGUUCUGCGAAGACAAUUUGCAGCUUCUUUUUACAGUAGCACGAACGGCAGAGGAAGCUGGUGUGCGAUCAAAUUGUGUGAUUGCCUUGGGUGACUUGGCAUUCCGGUUUCCAAAUCUUGUGGAGCCCUGGACAGAGCAUAUGUAUGCCUGCCUGUAUGAUGAGUGCCCAAGUGUUCGGAAGAAUGCAGUCCUUGUCUUAACGCACCUAAUCCUCAAUGAUAUGAUGAAGCUCUUCUUCACUGAGCUUUCAAAGAAAGGUCACAAUCCUAUCUACAACCUUUUGCCAGACAUGUUAAGCAGGCUCUCAAGUAAUCCGAAAGUGUCUCAAGAGACUUUCCGGCACAUUAUGCUGUUCUUGAUGGGUUUUAUCAAGAAGGAGAAGCAGUUGGAUGGAUUGAUUGAGAAGCUUUGCCAUCGCUUCCCGGCUGCACGAGAUUUAAGGCAGUGGAGAGAUAUUGCAUAUUGCCUUUCUUUGCUCAGCUUCUCAGAGAAGGGUGUAAAGAAAUUGAUUGACAUGUUCAAGCUGUACAAAGAUUGUCUUGGUGAUGAAGAGGUCGUCGAGCACUUCAAGUCGAUUGUUGGAAAGGUGAAGAAGUUUGCAAAGCCCGAACUGAAGACUGUGCUUGAAGGUUUUGAUGAAAAGCUGAUCGACUGCCAUAAAACGAAGCGGGAGGAAGCGGAAGCAGUACGGAACGCUGGUCGGCACGAGCAGCUGAAAGUGGGCAGAAAUCAUACUCAGGCAAAAGAGAAGUCGGAUAUCGGACCUGCAAGUGGGGUAACUUUGGCCCGUGAGAGCUCUGACAUGGUUGGUGAACGUCCUCAAGCCUCUGAUGACAGAACUAGUGGUGAGGAAGCUGGAGGUCGUGAUCCCUGUGAAGGGCAAAGUGAACUGAGCGGUUGUGAAAGCAUUGCUCAACCUGCGAAUGAGGGGAUGACAGACAAUGAGAGCUCUGCUGUUCACAAUGGCUGUCAUAAACCAGCAGAUGGUGUGGAUGCGGAUGUUGUGGACCAGCCUGAGAACUCAAUGGCACACCAUGAAGAUAGACGAUCUAGCUGCAGUGGUAGUGUUUUCAUGAGCCGAGGUCCUGAUGGUAGUGAUACAGAUGAGGAUGACAACGAUUAUGGUGGUGGUGGUGGUCCCCAUAGAGCUGACAGUAGUUGUUCAGGUACUGUCCGCAAGAGUAGAGGGGGCAGUCGUGGAGGUCUGAGACAAUGGCCUGGGAGGGCUGGAGGUGGCGUCUGCGGUCGUAAGGAGGAUGUUCAGGCAACUGACACAUGCUCUGAAGGGAUUUUUCAACAACGUUCGACUAGUUUGAAGGAAGGGAAGGCAACUGAUGUGUCAGUUGGUGAGCUCACUGUGAAUGCAGCAGGAUCUGCAGAAUUAUGGUUAGGGCCGGAGGGCGAAGGUUUGACUAGGAAUAAGAAGAAAGCCGAGGAUGAAGAACUUGAGCCAAAUGGUGACCGGGUCGCAAAGGUGAAGGCGUGCACCACAAAUGAAAAUCCUCUGCUCCAUCAUAAAGAUAGCCUGCAAGCUAGGAGAUUCAUGUCUGCAAAGGAGCAGGAGACAGGCAAGACCAUGACGCAUGGAAGGAAACAGAGUGGGGACGCACAGACACAAGCUCAUUGCAACACUCAAGAGGGAAGCAGUUUCGUUAUUGCCUCGCCUCGAUGUGGAGAUGAACAUCAUGUUAGAAGGAACAAGGAGAUGGCUGCAGAAGCACAGCUACAGAUGGAUGCUUCAGGUGAAGGCAUGUCUUGUUCAAAAGAAGAGCCAGUGAGACAUGGUUCAUCGCAAUGCUCACACUCGACGGUGGAUGACGUGCUUGAUAAGUUGUAUGGAAGAUGCGAGGUCAGCGCUGAAAGUCGUGACGAGAGUGCAAAAAGUGUAUGCAAUCUCCGUGAGAAGACUGUCCUCGCAGGCAGGGGCUGGGACAGCAAUGCCUAUACAAUUGCGGUCGGCAUGCCUGUUUUCCCAUGUGAGGCAGCAACUGCAGCUGCGAGCAUUGGAUGCAGUCCUCCCACAGUCGACACCUGAGCCAGUCCUGUCCGAUCUGCAGGGGUGGCCACUUACCGUCGGCAACCCCGGCUCCUCAAGUCAUUUUUCUCUGCGACCCAAACACUGA